ACGUAGACGAGUGCGACACGUGGGGCGUCUCGCGACACAUCUCCCCGACCAUCCAACAUGGCGCUGGAGGGACCUUGUUAUUGUUCUGCUGUCCGAUGUUCUUCAUCCUAAAGGAAGAGGAGACAAGGCUGAACGGGGACAUGCGUGGAUGACAAAGGCGUUCCGACAUCAUGCUGAGAUCCACCGGGUUCUUCCGAGGCCUCGAGUGCCCGUUUUACUCGGACUCCACCGAGCUCCAGGCCGACAGACAGGGGUGCAACAGACCUUACUGUCACUUCAGACACAGCCGGCAGAGACGCGCGUCUCACGGCGCUGCCGUCGACAGUAGGAAGCAGAGAGUACCGGACUCCAAGCUCAAAGAUCAAGCGUAUGACCCGUUCAACCCGGAGGUGGUGUCACACAAAGAGCCGCAGGAUGGGGAGGACCUCAGCGGGGCCCUGGAGCUGGUCAACCAGGCCAUCAAGGAGGUCCAGAAUGAAGUUGAGCGAGAGAAGAGGAAACUUUCUCGGAUGGGUGACGACGAGUAUGAGCCCACAUCCAACAGAAGCCUGUCCACAGUGGAAGCUGUUAAAAAGCCCAUUCCCAAAGCAGUGACCUCCCAUCUGGCCUAUGACCCUGGGAGUUAUCAGAUGACCUCAUCAGAGUACAACCCGACCCCCAGCUGUAGCAAAUACACCCUGGAUGUGGACGUUAAGGGGGCCAACUCCAUGGAGUAUGUUCCCACGUCCAAGAGGAAACCUUCCCCACGCACACAGGCCACACGGUUCCCCUCCCUCCCCACCCCUACGUAUUCAAGCAGCGCUUCGUCCAAGGGGAAGUACACUCUGGAUAACUCCAAGCCAACUACAGAUAUGGAAUAUGACCCGCUCUCAAACUACUCUGCAAGAAUUGCUGGCAAGCACAAAAAGGAAGAGAGUAUAAAAGAGAACAGAGCGUCAGCCAAAGCAAGGCGGCCGUCCACAGACAAGGAGUAUGUGCCGACCGCCAAGAGGCCCUGCCCCCGGAGCGCAGACACACAGAAGUACACGUGUUCAGAUACCGAUGAGGAGAGCUCUGGAACGGAGUACCGGCCCACCUCCCUCCACCGCCUCAAGAGGAGGGAGGGCAGUGCAGCGGCGGCGGGGAGGAGGGACCCCGCCAAGGGGCCGGAGCCUCUCCCGCAGAGGGGCAGAGAGGGGGCCAAGGAGCAGACCCCCCUGGACCCAGAGGGGUGCGAGUCCCGGCCCCCGACGGACGCAGAGAAGGAGAGGCUGCCAGCCAAACCCAGUCACAGCAAAACCUGCAAAUCGGAAAAGACUUUGAAAGGAGAAAAGACGAUGAAGGCGGCCGGCGGUAAAGUGAGCAGUAGCGAUAACGGCAGGAAGGACAAGAGCUCGGCCAACAAAUCGAGCAAUGAGUGUGUGAAGAAGGACGGCCAAAGUUCAAGGCAGAGAGAGGACAAGAGGAAGGGGAAGGAGGCAAGUCCUAAAGUCCCCAGAGAACUGAAAGAGGAGAAGAGAGACGUGGGGAGGAGUAAGGCUGUGGAGAGGCUCCAGGGGGACUCAAGUAAAGAGCGAGCCAAGGGGCGCGAGAACGGUGUGGAGGAGAGCAAGAAGGCCAAGGUGUCUGACAAGCACAAGGACCACCAGCAUAAAAACGGAAAACACGAGAGCAGCAAGAGGGUGAACGACGUGAGAAAGAACAGUAAAAACAGUUCCAAUACCAGCAGCAAAAGCACUUCCAACAGCAGCCACGGUAAGACGGGCUCUGACCACAGUAAGGUGAGGCACCAAAGCAACGCCCCGGAGGCCGGGAAGGUGAAGGAGAAACGGCGAGCGCCCAGCCUGAGCCACGCAGACCUGUUUGGAGACGAGAGCCCCGACGGGGCGGGCGCAGACGAGUCCGAUGAGGACGGGGAGGAGCAGGGCGAGGUGCUGGUGAGGAAGUCUGCGGACGCUUUGAAGAGACGGCGUGUGCUCAUGCAGCCGCUGAAGGCCCCUUCGUCAGAGGAGGAGGAGGAGGGCCUGAGCAUGGAGGACGGCCAGGCCGAGAUGGACUUCUGUGGGGUGGACUUGUCGCUUUUCCAAGGGGACUUGGACUUCGACUCUGAUCCGAUGGAGGAGUGUUUAAGGAUCUUCAACGAAUCCAAAGACGUCAAGAAAGAAGACAAGGGAAGGCAGGCUAAACAGCCAUGCCCAGAUUCUGAAGAGGAGGAGGAAGGCAGCGAGAGCCCUUUAACCGGCCUCUUCCCCGGGCAGAGGAAGAGGGUUUCCCAUUUUGCUGUCCAAGGAAGCGUCGAGGGGGCGCUGAGGGCGCCCGUGCGGCAGUCCCGGAGGCCCACGGCUCAGGAGAUCUGCUACCAGCGGCUGCAGAUGGCCCAGCAGCAGGCAGAGCAGCUGGCCCAGCAGCAGGCAGAGCAGCUGGCCCAGCAGCAGGCAGAGCAGCUGGCCGCCCCCGUCAGGAGCACAUCUGUCAGGACCCCCGGAGUCAGGAUCCCCGGAGUCAGGAUCCCCGGGGUGAAGACCCCCGGAGCCAGGACCCCCUUAGCCUCCCCGAGCUCCAGCUUGGCCGGCGAGAGGAAGAGGGUGGCUCACCGUCCCAGCCUGCCUGGGCCCUCCUCCUCCCAAACCGUGGAGCCAGCUGCCAGUCGCGUUCUGUCGCCCAACAGAACCCUCCCGGCCCACCUGUCUGUCCGGGCUCAGACGUCUGCCGGCAUCCUGUCCAAGACCACCUCCACCGUGGUGCAGAAGAGACUGGCACACACCCCCACCAUGAAGAGCUCCUCCCUGAAGAGGCCAGUCAUCCCCACAGAGUUCGGGGCCAAGGUGCCGACCAACGUCCGGCAGCGCUACCUCCACAUCUUCAUCGAUGAAUGUGUCAAGUUCUGCCCCUCGGAGGAAGCGGCCUUCCACAUGGCGCUGGACGAGGAGAAGGUCGUCUACGAUCGGAGCAGCAGUAAGAACAUCUACCUCAACGUGGCCGUCAACACGCUGAAGAAGCUCCGUGGCAAGAGCGGAGCCCCCCCGGCCCCGCCCCCCAAGGCGGUGGGCUCUGCUGCUCACCGUAGGACCAUGACCCAUGAGGAGGUGCUUGGCGGGCGGAUGGCUGCCACCACCAGCUUCACCCUCAACAGGACGGGCAGGCAGAGCGAGGAGCAGCCCUGCGGGGCGGCGUUGUACAGGAAGCUGAAGGCCUACCUGAUGACGGAGGAGCAGCUGCAGGAGCACGGCUACCCCCGAGCCAGCGCUGAGUCCUCGGGGAGGGCUGUGAUCCACAACCAGCCGGAGAGGAAGGCCCUGGCGGACGCGUUCUCAAAGACCUGCUGUCGAUGCGGGGCUGAGUACAAGGUCAACGUGAAAGGCAGCUGUGUGCGCAGAGAAGAGUGUAACCACCACUGGGGUCGCUUGAGGAGGAACAAAGGGGCCGGGGGCUGGGAGACCAACUACAACUGCUGCUCGGGACCCGUGGGCACUCCGGGCUGCCAGGUGUCCAAGCAACAUGUGCAGGAUGGCCGUAAGGAGUCGGUGGAGGGCUACGUCAAGACCUUCAGUAAGGCUCUCCCACCCGAUGGCGACGGAGGGGUCUAUGCCCUCGACUGUGAAAUGUGCUACACCAAGCAGGGUCUGGAGCUGACCCGCGUGACAGUGGUCAACGCAGAGCUGAAGGUCAUCUACGACACCUUCGUCAAACCCGAGAGCAAAGUAGUGGAUUACAACACGAGGUUCUCUGGGGUUACGGAGGAGGACCUGGACAACACCACCAUCACUCUGAGGGACGUGCAGGCAGUGCUGCUCAGCAUGUUCAGCGCUGAGUCCAUCCUCCUGGGCCACAGCCUGGAGAGCGACCUGCUGGCACUCAAGGUCAUCCACAGCACAGUGAUUGACACCUCCAUUGUGUUCCCUCACCGCAUCGGCCUGCCCUACAAACGCGCCCUCAGGAACCUGAUGGCCGACCACCUGAAGCGCAUCAUCCAGGACAACGUGGAUGGCCACGACUCCAGCGAAGACGCCAGCGCCUGCAUGCAGCUGAUGUUCUGGAAGCUGAAGGAGGACGCAAAGGUCAAGAGAUGACCUCCAACACCACCGGGACCGCACCACUCAGCUGCUGGGACACACAGCUACUGGGACACACAGGCUACUGGGACCCACAGGCUGCUGGGACCCACAGGCUACUGGGACCCACAUGCUACUGGGACCCACAUGCUACUGGGACCCACAUGCUAUUGGGACCCACAGGCUACUGGGACCCACAGGCUGCUGGGACCCACAGCUACUGGGACCCACAGCUACUGGGACCCACAGGCUGCUGGGACCCACAGCUACUGGGACCCACAGGCUGCUGGGACCCACAGGCUACUGGGACACACAGCUGCUGGGACCCACAGCUACUGGGACCCACAGCUACUGGGACCCACAGCUACUGGGACACACAACCUUUUCAUGGGGACGCUUCGUUAAUAAGUCCCUUUUUAACUUCGUUAAAGAAAAGGGCAUUGUGUUUAUUAGUGUAAUUAUUAGUAAAUGACCUAACGCGCUGUUUUGUGUUUAAAGCGUCAGAUGAAAAAGACUUAAGCGCUGUAAAUAUGCUGUAAGUAGUUUUGUAUACGUUCAUUUCUGUUUGUUUAAGUUUUCUAUUAAAACACAGAAAAGUAAUUAAUUAA
Gadus morhua (Atlantic cod) is the source of this 4639-nucleotide messenger RNA. It is a transcript of the gene rexo1, whose product is annotated as REX1, RNA exonuclease 1 homolog. Gene Ontology annotation, molecular function: nucleic acid binding; exonuclease activity. The transcript has 16 exons. The record is from RefSeq and is a predicted model, not a curated record. NCBI's taxonomy places the organism in Eukaryota, Metazoa, Chordata, Actinopteri, Gadiformes, Gadidae. Bases 171 to 4049 code for a protein of 1292 amino acids. Gene Ontology annotation, cellular component: nucleus.